Tigriopus californicus is the source of this 1222-nucleotide messenger RNA. Its product is annotated as aquaporin-10-like. The transcript is spliced from 3 exons. Bases 312 to 1121 code for a protein of 269 amino acids. Gene Ontology annotation, biological process: glycerol transmembrane transport; water transport. The record is from RefSeq and is a predicted model, not a curated record. Gene Ontology annotation, cellular component: plasma membrane; basolateral plasma membrane. NCBI's taxonomy places the organism in Eukaryota, Metazoa, Arthropoda, Copepoda, Harpacticoida, Harpacticidae. Gene Ontology annotation, molecular function: glycerol channel activity; water channel activity.
CAGUACAGUGCCGCGUCCCCUGCUGUACAUAUGUGUAGAGCCGUCGAGUUUGAGAUCUAGAAUUAAUUAUUAUCUUAACAUCGUGUGAAAUCUGGACAGUAAACAUCAUCACCGGAGAACAUGACAGAAUUCGUCAGUGACAGCAUAUAAUCCAGGGCAAAACGAUGCUGAUACUACACAUUUCUGAAUAACUGGAUUUGAGACUAAUAUCUCCAUUCGCACUCGUCAUUUCGAGGUCGUCUCACCAACUAUUAAGCUCCACUUUCCGUCUUCCACUGUAUUCAGACGAUUUUGAGACCCCGGGGUGGAACAUGGGUCGAAUCCUCAGGACAAUCCGAGUUAGGAAUCAAGUGGCUCGGGAAUUCCUAGCGGAGUUCUUAGGAACCAUGAUCCUCAUCCUCUUUGGCGAUGGCGUUGUAGCUCAAGUCACGUUGAGUGAAGGUCUGGGGAUGCCUAAGGGCAAUUUCUUCACCAUCAACUGGGGUUGGGGUUUGGGGGUUACCAUGGCUGUGCUCAUUGCGGGGGGCGUGUCCGGAGCCCAUAUCAAUCCUGCCGUCACUUUGGCCAUGGCUGUUAUCGGGAAGUUGCCAUGGAUCAAAAUGUUCCAUUAUAUGCUCGCUCAAUAUCUCGGAGCCUUUGUAGGCGCAGCCUUGGUCCAUGCUAAUUAUUACGAAGCCCUGGUUGCAUUCGAGACAGCUCAAGGCGAAAGUCUUAUCCCAGGCACAGCCGGGAUCUUUGCAACCUACCCGGCCGAUUACCUUAGUAAUGGGGGAGGAUUUCUAGACCAGAUCAUCGGCACUGCACUUCUACUCAUGGUGGUUUGUGCUGUGGGUGACCAACGAAACAUGAAGAUCUCGAGCCAAAUGGCUCCUCUCUACGUCGGGUUCACGGUUCUAGCCAUUGGCGUGUGUUUCGGUGUCAAUUGUGGAUAUGCCAUCAAUCCUGCCCGAGAUUUGGGACCGAGGCUGUGGACAUUGAUCGUCCAUUGGGGAACGGGAACGUUUAGUUACGGAAACUAUUGGUUCUAUGUUCCCAUUCUGGCCCCUUAUUUGGGCGGCAUCAUUGGGGCUGGACUUUAUUUCGUGUGUAUUGAAAAUAAUUGGCCAGAGAAAUUUGGAUAGACUUCAGAGUAAUAAGCUCAAAUUCGUCUUGCCAUUGAAGGAAAUCUUACACAAUGCAUUCAAUUUUUCUUCGACUGGACCAAUAAAUCUUAUUGAAUUGA